GGUGGCAACGUCUUUUAAAAGCACACAAACACACACACUUGCUCAGUUUGUGUUGCGUUAAAUACAACUAACGACGUGGUACGAAUUGGGGAAUAAUGGCAAAUAAACCCAAUAAACAGAAUGAGGACACUAAUGAUUGGAAUCAGAGUGACGAGGACGACAACUGGGAUGACUGGGGAGAUGGCGAUGGCGACGACGAUGAUGAGAAAUUUGUGCAUGUAGAACAGCAGCAGCCUCAAAACAACGACGCAAAAACAACAGAAACAAAGUCGGAGAAUAUUGUGAAAGCUGCAACAACAACUGCAGCAGAGGCAGCGCCAGCGUCCUCCUCCGGCUGGGGCUUGUGGGGAGGCAAGCUGAGCUCAGUGCUGAGCACGGCCAGCGAGGGAUUGGGUAACAUAACGACACAAGUGAAUCAGGGGUUAAAUCAAAUAAUUGGUGUGCCCGAUCCGGAGGAACUGGCUCGCAUCAAUGCAGCUGAGGAGGCAGCCAAGUCCACAAGCUCUGAAAAACUGACGACGGAAUCUGCAGCUGAGGAACAGAAAGAGGAAGCUGCCGGAGGAGCUGCAUUUUCCCUGGGUAUUGUGACCACACUGGGAUCGAAAGUUCUCAACACUGGUCUGGAUACCUUAGAGGGCAUUGGCAAGAAAACCAUGACCAUAUUGCAGGACAAUGAUCCCAAGUUGAUGAACAAACGCAAAUUGCUUGGCCUCGAGGCAAAUAAACCAAAUCUAAGUGCUGUGCUCCUGGAGGCCAAAAAGGAUGCCGAUCAAAUGGAGCAAUCCUUGCAGCAGCUGCAAAUAGAGAAGCGAAAGGCGCAGCUGCGUUUCGAAGUGCUCUUCGAGAACUACUGCGGCCUGGUGCACUUCGAGGCACUCGAAAUCCUCUCCAAGGAGUCGCGUCUGAAGCUCGACACGCUGCUGGAUGCAGUCAGUGGCAAUGCACUAAGCGAACUCCAGGAGACAAUCAGUGAGGUGCAGGAGCUGCUUGAACUGGAGGAUCUGGAGUGCGACAGCGAGGGAGAAUACGAAGUUGAGGAGCUAAACGAACGUCUGCAGGCAACGAUUGCCGAUGCGGAAAUUGGCAUCAAGUUCGAUGAUGUGGCCAGCCACUGGUCAGCGUCCCUCAAAUGGCUGAGCUCCGAUGAGGCCAACACAUCGGAUCUGGAGGAAGCCUAUGCCAAGAGCAUUAAUGCUCUAAGCGAAGCCUGUGCCCUGGAAAUGUGCAAGCUACACAAAAUUGCGGAGCUGUUGCUGGUGAAGCCACAUCACAGCACGGCCAACGAGGUCGAUGGCAUUGUGCAGCUCUGCAAGCAAUUCAAUGGACACCUUCAGGGUCUGACCCAACGCUAUGCGGCCAUACUGAGUAGCAAGAGCUCCAAGGAAGAUGCAGCACAGCAGGAGGAAUGCAAGGCGAGGGUCAACACACUCUUUGCCGAAAUGUUAUCGGGCGCCAAGUACAUUGAGCAGGCCUAUAAACUCUUCACACCCAUCCUGCAAAUGGGCGCGGUUUAGGAAUCACUUAAUAUUCUUAAAUUGUAAAUGUUUUUUAUAUAAAUAUAAUUAUUAAAUGAAUUCUAAUCGA
This is a messenger RNA of Drosophila innubila, 1584 nucleotides long. Its product is annotated as protein FAM114A2. The coding region runs from base 96 to 1514 and encodes 472 amino acids. The transcript has 3 exons. The record is from RefSeq and is a predicted model, not a curated record. Lineage: Eukaryota; Metazoa; Arthropoda; Insecta; Diptera; Drosophilidae.